AUGUCAUUUAGAGCGACGAUUAGGAGUCGUGAGAAGCAGACGUUAUGGUUCAAAACAAUCAGUGCACUCUCUUCGUUACACGAGAAUAUUAACUUUACUCUAACUUCAAAGUCACUCAUUGCAUGGUCAAUGAAUUCCACAGAUACUUGUUUAUCUCAGGCUAUCUUUGAUAAGGGUAUAUUUGAUGAGUUUGAGUUUUCUCCAAAAGAUAUCAUAUUCGGUGAAACUGGUUUACAGAGAGUAACAGAUGUACGGGGUCAAGAUCAUUGGCUGUACUCAUUUCAAACAAAUGGUAAGCAUUUGACUACAAUAUCAAAAAACAUGGAUAAUGAUAGUAUAGAAAAAUUCACAUUGGUUAUAAAUAAUACUGCUAAUUGCCCAGAAAAUUUGACAAAUAGAUUAAUGGUGUCAGUAGAGAUGGAAACAUUGAUAAUCAAAGAGUACUCCCCGCAAUUUCAACCAGUGAAAUAUGACCCCAUAAUUAUUAAUUUGAAGUAUAAGAAGAAGUUUUUAGACGUUUACAGCAAUUUCCCUUCUGAAAAUCCAUUAGACCCUAAACUUAUCAAAGUGUUUGCAAAGGCUGAUAAGGAACUAAAUGAUACAAUGUUUAAUGUCAAUUUGGAUUCUGGAAUUCCUAAUAAAGAUAAAUUAACUUCUGUUGAUGAAAUAAAUUAUGUCUGUUGUCAUCAGAUUAUUUUAAGAAACGUUUUAGAAAACUGCAAUAGCAGUGUUACAGAGGAGCUAAAAUUGGAGAUAAAUAUUAAUAAGUUUAUUGUCACUGCGUUUACAAAAGCUGUAUACGGAAAAAAUAACGACUUACUAAGAAAUGCUAUCAGUAUGAGCAAUACGAUCAGCACUUCAAAUUUGGAGCAUUACUGCUUAUUCACUACUGUCGAUGAUACCGAUGCAGAUGAGAAUUCUUCGAACAACCCAAAAAAGAAUAAUAAUACCAAAAAAUUGAUUACAUUCAAAUUGAAAUAUUUCAAGAACUUUUUAAACAUAUUAGCACCACAAAAAGGAUCAUCAUUUACAAAUGAAACAAUUAAUAUAUGGUUUUGUCAUCCUGGAGAUCCAAUUUUAAUGGAAAUAAACAUACCAGGUAUCAGAUUAGAAUUGGUUCAGGUAACCGAUGGAAAUGACUUGACCUCUGAAACUGUUAAGAAUACUCCAAUGACUAUAUCCAUAUCUCCAGAAAAGGAUAAAGUUUCUGUUAAAAAUCCAAUGAAAAGUAACAUGAUUCAAAAUUUCAAUAAUGGCAGCAUUAUAAAUAAUUAUAAUAAUAAAGACAGCACCAAUGGCAGCCCAAUAAGACAAACUAUGAGCCCACUUAAAAAUUCAGCAAUCUUAAAGGAACAACCAAACAGAAGUCCUUCAAAACCUUCCAGCAUGAGAAGCUUAUUUGUUAACGAACUGUCACAACAAUCUACUGAAAGUGGUGCUAUUCUUUCGAAUGCUGGGAAAUUAGCUUCUGGCACUGUUACAGAUACAAUGCGUAAUGAAGACUCUGGAUUCCCAGCUCUUGCAGCUCAAAGGUCAUCUACUGUGAUCAAAUGGGGUAAAAGGCCGCAACUACAAGAUUCAGAUUCUAACAUAUAUUCACCAAGUUACUCACAAAGAAAACUUAAUGACAAAGAAGCUCUGAAGAUAGAGAAAAAAAAGUUUAUAAAUAAACUAAACAACGUUGAGUCUCAAUCAAAAGAAAAAGAAGAUAAUGGUUUAGGACCAACUCAACAGGAUGUUGUGAAAGGUUUAUUCGAUUAA
Messenger RNA from Tetrapisispora phaffii CBS 4417, 1761 nucleotides. It is a transcript of the gene DDC1, whose product is annotated as Ddc1p. The record is from RefSeq and is a predicted model, not a curated record. The transcript has a single exon. Gene Ontology annotation, cellular component: checkpoint clamp complex; condensed nuclear chromosome. Gene Ontology annotation, biological process: recombinational repair; mitotic intra-S DNA damage checkpoint signaling; cellular response to ionizing radiation. Lineage: Eukaryota; Fungi; Ascomycota; Saccharomycetes; Saccharomycetales; Saccharomycetaceae. The coding region runs from base 1 to 1761 and encodes 586 amino acids.